Dictyostelium discoideum AX4 is the source of this 1836-nucleotide messenger RNA. RefSeq names its product alkyl-dihydroxyacetonephosphate synthase (gene agps). The transcript has 2 exons. The record is from RefSeq and is a predicted model, not a curated record. The coding region runs from base 1 to 1836 and encodes 611 amino acids. NCBI's taxonomy places the organism in Eukaryota, Evosea, Eumycetozoa, Dictyosteliales, Dictyosteliaceae.
AUGAGUGGUGAAAAGAAGGAAUAUCCAAAAGAACAUAUUGAUUUAUAUCAACAAAUUAAAUGGAAUGGUUGGGGUGAUACAAGAAAAUUCCUUCACCAAUUGAAACCAUCUGGUACUAUUGCAAUGACAACACCAGAGGUAUCAAGUGUACCAUUACCAUCACUUAGAGGAUUUAUAAAGAAAGAAUUAACUUUACCAGGUGAAGAAGAUAAACCAUUCGUUUUAGAUGAAACACCAGCAUUACAAAUUGAAAAUAUUCAUGUAGACCCACCAAAACAAUAUCCUGAAUUUGUUAGAGAAUUAAAAGCAUUCUUUUUACCUGAUCAAUUAAAAGAUGAUAAAUUAGCACGUAUUACUCAUACUUUUGGUAAAUCAUUAAGAGAUUUAAUUAGAGUUAGAAUUGGACAAGUUAAGAAUGCACCAGAUUUAAUUGUUUUACCACAUUCACAUGAAGAAGUUGAAAGAUUAGUACAACUUGCACAUAAAUAUAAUGUAGUAAUUAUUCCAAUGGGUGGUGGUUCAAAUAUUGUUGGUGCAAUUGAACCAGUAUCAAAUGAAAGAUUCACAGUAUCAAUUGAUAUGAGAAGAAUGAAUAAAGUUUUAUGGGUUGAUCGUAGAGAGAUGACAGCAUGUAUUCAAGUUGGUAUUAUGGGACCAGAAUUAGAAAAACAAUUACAUAAACAAGGUGUUAGUUUAGGUCAUGAUCCAGAUUCAUUUGAAUUCUCAACAUUGGGUGGUUGGUUAGCAACUUGUUCAUCAGGUCAUCAAUCUGAUAAAUAUGGUGAUAUCGAAGAUAUGGCCGUUAGUUUCAGAACUGUAACACCAACUGGUACAUUGGAACUUAGAAAUGGUGCUCGUUCAGGUGCUGGUAUCAACUAUAAACAUAUCAUUCUCGGUUCCGAAGGUACUCUUGGUAUCAUAACUGAAGCCGUUAUGAAAGUACAUGCUGUACCACAAGCUGUUGAAUACUAUGGUUUCCUUUUCCCAACUUUUGCUCAUGCUGUAUCUGCCCUCCAACAAAUUCGUUCCUCAGAGGUUAUUCCAACAAUGAUUCGUGUUUACGAUCCAGAGGAAACUCAAUUAAGUUUUGCUUGGAAACCAAGUAAAGGUGCUGUAAGUGAAUUCACAAGUGCAAUGGUUAAAAAGUAUCUUCAUUACAUUCGUUCCUUUGAUUUCAAGAAUGUUUGUCUCUCUAUCAUUGGUUUCGAAGGUCCAAAGAAGGUUGUAGAUUUCCAUAGAACUUCAGUUUUCGAUAUCCUCUCCAAGAAUGCUGCCUUUGGUUUAGGUUCUGCUCCUGGUAAAACUUGGGCCGAAAAAAGAUAUGAUCUUCCAUAUAUUCGUGACUUUUUACUCGAUCAUAAUAUGUGGGUUGAUGUCGCUGAAACUACUGUCUCCUAUGCUAACCUUCAAACACUUUGGAAGGAUGCUAAACAAACCUUUGUCAAACACUUUAAAGAUCAAGGUAUUCCAGCUUGGAUUUGUGCUCACAUCUCUCAUACUUACACUAAUGGUGUUUGUCUUUACUUCAUUUUCGCCUCCAAACAAAAUGAAAACAAAGAUAUGGCUCAAUACAUUGAAGCAAAGAAACUCAUGACUGAUAUCAUCUUCAAAUAUGGUGGUUCUCUCUCUCAUCAUCAUGGUGUUGGUUAUGAACAUGUACCAUGGAUGACUCGUUAUGCUACAAGAGGUUGGAUCAACGUUUAUCGUUCUCUCAAAGAAACUAUCGAUCCAAAAGAUAUUUGUAAUCCAAGAAAAUUAAUUCCAACAAUUAAAGAAGAAAAUAAUAAAGAACCAUUCUUAUUUGAUGUUGUUAAUGUUAAAUAUCCAAAACUCUAA